Messenger RNA from Penaeus vannamei (Pacific white shrimp), 914 nucleotides. The record is from RefSeq and is a predicted model, not a curated record. Lineage: Eukaryota; Metazoa; Arthropoda; Malacostraca; Decapoda; Penaeidae.
CUCAUGGCGUGCCCAUGGAGAAUCUGCAGACGAUCGCAGCAAAUGCUCUUCGGCAGGAGUUUCACAAGGCCUUCCAGACGCAACAAGUGACUCCAGUCCUCAAGAAGGUUGCCCAACAGCUAGAGCUGGAGGAGGCGCUGCGCGGCGCGGGCGGUGGGGGACGUGGGCGGCAGAGUGUCGUCGCUGCUGUUCUGCGCGACCUGCAACGCGGGCGUCGCCGAGAUCAUCCGGGAGGUGGAGGGCGGCAUCCCGCCCGAGGACAUCGCGGCCAUGAUGGUCGGACUCUGCGUCGACCUCGGCAUCGCGAAUCUCAACUUCUGCGAACACUUCAUCGCGGAGGCCCAGCCUCAGCUCUUCUGGAUCCUGUCCAACCGCCACCUGACAGGCAAGGACGUCUGCGGGAUGAUGUUCGUCGGCUUCGGCUGCGACACGGACAACCCGGAGCGGAUCUGGGAGGUGACACUGCCGGACGCGCCCAAACCGCCGGUGACCGAGCCUGCGUUGCCGGAGCCUGGUAGCCCUGUGAUGAAGGUCCUGCACUUGGCCGACACGCACUUCGACCCCUUCUACAAGCCCGGGAGCAACGCUGAGUGCGGUGAGAAGUACUUCUGCUGCAGGGAGGAGAGUGGCGUCGUCGAAACCCCCGAAGCCGCAGCCGGUUACUGGGGCGACUACCGCAACUGCGACGCGCCUCGCUGGCUUCUGGAAGCAAUUUUCUCACAUAUUAAUGAGACACAUCAGGACCUGGACCUGAUUCUGUGGACAGGAGACCUGAUUCCUCACAACGUCUGGAACACGACUCGCGAGGGCAACCUUGACAUCAUUCGCCAGACGGUCCAGAUGGUCAAGCAAUACUUCCCCGACACCCCGGUCUUCCCGGCCAUAGGCAACCACGAAUCCCAUCCGGUCAAUGC